Molecule: messenger RNA, 336 nt
Organism: Menidia menidia (Atlantic silverside)
Lineage: Eukaryota; Metazoa; Chordata; Actinopteri; Atheriniformes; Atherinopsidae
Source: the annotation of a GenBank genome assembly
CUGCCAGAAGACUCCAUAUCGUCUUUGGACUGUAUUCCGAGAGCGGACAUGGCAAAAGGGAAAAAAGGUGUGCUGAGAACCGACAAAAAGUCAGAGAACACCGGUGAACGUACAGUCACCGCACAGACUGAGACAAAGGAGAACAAGCCUGCAGCUGAAAAGAAUUGUAUCAGUAAGGUGCAGUCAAAUUUCCAGAGCCUGCAAAGUUCGAGUAAACCCAGAUCCCCUCUGAGUGACAGUUUAAUCAAGGAGGGAAAUGAUUCUGAUGCAACUAAUCCUGACAUGUCAAAGCUGAAAAAGGAGAUCUUCCCAUAUGAUGGAGGCAUCUCCAGUUGA